AACUUGACGGCACUUUGGUCACAUCGAGUGAAAAGUGUUGCUGUGCAAAUCACAAGCUCAACACAAGACCCGUCCCCAAAACGAGCCAGUGUCUCGGAGACACAGGACCUUGCUAAGAUGACGGAUCUAAGGCACCGUGGAGCCAAAGACACCGACCCCACGUUACAGCAGCAGCCGUCAGAGGACAAGGGCUCUGACAGCGAGCUGAAGGUGGAAAAAGAUGUGGCGUCAGACGGCGAGGCCAAGGCGGACUCUGAGGUCCCAGAGGUGCCGGCCCCAGGUGAUGACACCCCGGAGGUUCUGAACAAGGCCCUGUCUGGACUCUCCUCGAGAUGGAGGAACUGGUGGGUCCGAGGUAUCCUCACACUGGCCAUGAUCUCCUUCUUCUUUCUCAUCAUCUACCUGGGGCCUAUAGUGCUGAUGAUGAUUGUCCUCAUCGUUCAGAUUAAGUGCUUCCAGGAGAUCAUCACCAUCGGAUACAGCGUGUACCACUCGUACCACCUGCCCUGGUUCAGGACGUUGAGCUGGUACUUCCUGCUGUGUGUGAACUACUUCUUCUACGGUGAGACCGUGACCGACUACUUCUUCACACUGGUGCAGAGGGAGGAGCCUCUUCGCAUCCUCAGCAAAUACCACCGAUUCAUCUCCUUUGCCCUCUACCUCACAGGGUUCUGCAUGUUUGUGCUGAGCUUGGUGAAGAAGCACUACCGCCUUCAGUUCUACAUGUUUGGUUGGACCCAUGUGACUCUGCUGAUUGUGGUGACUCAGUCUCACCUUAUCAUUCACAAUCUGUUUGAGGGGAUGAUCUGGUUCAUUGUGCCAAUUUCCUGCGUGAUCUGUAAUGACAUUAUGGCCUACAUGUUUGGUUUCUUCUUCGGCCGCACCCCUCUCAUCAAGCUCUCACCCAAGAAGACUUGGGAGGGCUUCAUCGGAGGAUUGUUCUCCACUAUCGUGUUUGGCAUUAUGUUCUCCUACCUGCUGGCCGGCUACCGCUACUUUGUGUGCCCGGUGGAAUUCAACAACGACUCCAACAGCUUCCAGGUGGACUGUGAGCCGUCGGAUCUCUUCCAGCUUCAGGACUACGCUCUGCCCGCCGUGCUGGAGUCUUUCACUGGCUGGAGCACCGUGCGUCUCUAUCCGUUCCAGAUCCACAGCAUUGCGCUCUCCUCCUUCGCCUCCAUUGUGGGACCUUUUGGGGGAUUCUUUGCCAGUGGCUUUAAAAGAGCCUUUAAGAUCAAGGAUUUCGCCAACACUAUCCCGGGUCAUGGUGGCAUCAUGGACCGAUUCGACUGCCAGUACCUCAUGGCAACCUUUGUUAAUGUCUACAUUGCCAGCUUCAUCAGGGGCCCGAACCCCAGCAAGGUGAUCCAGCAGCUCCUGGCCCUGCGUAUCGACCAGCAGCUCCACAUCUUCAACUCCCUGAAGACUCACCUGACGGAGAAGGGCCUGCUGCCAGCGCUGGAGGAGGCUGCCGGGGUCUAGAGCGCCCCCCCCACCCCUCCCCCAGCACCCGAGGGUCCCACGCAGCUCCGGAGCUCUGAGAGACUGUCGGGGCUCUUGUGUGAGCGAAAACCGAUCCGAAGAAAGCUCCAAAAAAAACAACCCCAACCACGGCCCCGGGUCAUUCCAUUUGUUUUGGGUCUGAGAGUCCAGUGUGUUUGUGUUUUAGCAGUCUGUGAAUAAUGUUCCAGUGUUUUCGGGUUGAGUUAGUGAAUUACGUUACAUUUCCAUUAUCGCCAACCUGUAUCUAUUCACACUGUUGGAGAAAGUGUUGCUCAGCUGUACACUUUCAGCUGUAUUCAAGAUGUCCUCUAUAUGUUCACAUAUUAAUGUGUGUUCACAUUCUAUUGUACUUUUUGAUUAAGUUUUUAGUUUUAAUGCACUGCUCUCGACUCACUGUUACGCACUGUUUUAUCACCUCCUCCCCGGUUUUAGUUUAAAUUCUGUGUGGUGAUUGUUUCUAUUUAUACAUUGAUGAAUUUUAUAUUUGGUUUUUCUUAUAACUUUGAUGUUUUGUCUGUUUUAGACCGAAUUCAUCUUUGCCAUCUGCCGCUUGCAUUUUUGUGUCUAUCUGUGUUGCUGCUGUUCAUCAUUUAAAAAAAAAAGGCCUCUCUGCUCAGCCAGUUCAUUGACAUCCGAGUAUCGAGUCUUAUCAAAAGACACAACGCUUUGAUGGUUUUCUGCUGUAAGUGGGCGAUGAUCAUAGGGGCCAAAAUCCCUUCCCUUUCGAGAGAGUUCUCUUGAGAGAAAGUCACAUUCUUCCCACACCUGGUUGCCAUUUCAUUGUAAAGCCAGAAAAAAAGCGUAGUUAUUUUCUUUCUUUCUUGUUUAACUGACUCGUUAACACUUACCUAACAAGGAUCUGGUUUAGGUUUUACGCGUUGUAAGUUGAUGUGAUUGUCGCAGUGGGGCUUCUGUUUGAGACGUUUAUUGAGACUGGACAGUACAAGUAAGGCACAAUAAUGCUUUCUAUGUUGCUUCUCUCUGUUGUCAUGGUUACGCUUCGGCGCAGAAAGACGGAUAUGCACAGUUCUUCUGUCUGUCACUGGUUGCGUUGCCCCCCGUGUGUUACAGCUGGUCUCCUGCGUGUGAUGUCCAGUUCCCAGCUGCUGUGUGUAUAUAUAUAUAUACACACAAUAUAUAUAAAAACACACAUAUAUACAUAUACAGCAACAGCCGGCAGCUUAAGAGGUUUUACAGUAAGAUAUUCAUACCAAUGGCAAAUGUUUGUUUGCUUCAUUUGUUUAGUGGUAAACUAUUAAAGAUUCUCCAGUGUUAUGUUAAUUUCAAACAAUUGUGUAGUUAUGUUCACCAUAGGGACACCAGUUGACUGGUUUUACCACCCUGCUGACGUUGUUUGAGGUCCUGUGUGUCACACGAGUCUGAAAUAUCUCUGAUUGUACUUAAAGACACGUAAAGGUGUGUAGAAACGGUGCUGCAAGCAGCAGUGUAUGUGUAUGUGGGUCAUAGUCUCUAUUAGCUCACCAACUAAUCGCCUCAGGCUGUCAAUCAUGUUCAUGAACAUUCAUCACAUUUUUUUUCUUCUUCAUUGAAUCAGAGCAUAGACGGUACCCCAAUAGAACUACUUCUGUGCUAAAUGUUAGAGGAGCAAUAUAAACAACCUUACAGUCAUCCGUGUAGCAGGAAUGUGAUCAGUAUCCAGGUCCCUAAAUGGUCAUCCUACGAAACAACCUUCAUCUGUGUCCAGUUUGGGAAAAAAUGUGCUCCAUCAAGUUUCUUCUUACCACCUCCUGUCCCAAUAAUGUAUUUUUAAGAAAAGGCAGCCAAUGUUUUGUACAGGAAAAAAUGGAUAAUUCUUCAACAUGCCAAACCAGACGUGUAUUUUUGAUUUCUGCCCCUAUUUGAAUGUCUAACUCUAUUCCUAUUUAUAACAAACCUGUCUUACGCUUAACUUCUUAAAGUAUUUAUUUUAUCUACUGUUGAAUCUUUUCAAAAUCACUAUAUUGUAUAUUUAAGAUGUUAAGAAUAAUCUUGAGUGUUCCUUUAGUAUUUUCCUUUUGAGGAUCCACACACCAACGUGAGGACUCUGCAUUCGUAGUUAUCUUCUAUUUCUCCAGCACCACUGCCUCCCGUGGUGUCUUUUUUUUUUUUUUUUUUUUUUUUUUUGAGACCCCUGCGGCUCUGUACUGCCUGUUCCUCUGCGCUGGUCCGGCCGGCCACUAGAGAGGGCUGCAGCUCCUGGUGUCGGCGGAUGCAGGGUGACGCUGAUGCUGCAUCCGAGCGGAGAUGUUUGAUACAUUCCUGUUCCCCCCCCCCUCCUAAGAUGUGCGAGCACACAUCAAGAUAUUAACAUAUUUACUUGUUGUCGAAAAGGGGGAGAAAAAAAAGUUUGUUUUACGUUUGAUGGCAUUUAGGGAACACCAUGCCACGCAAUCGACGCAGUGCCACUUAGCUGCAGUGAGUCCUGUCCACCAGGAGCCUCUGAAAGGAAUGUAUGGGAGUUGCGACUGGCCUACAUGCUGUAGGCUCCCCUUUUGUGGACAUUUCAUUUUGUGGUUAUAGAUUCUCUUUAUAAAGCUGUAUAAUUUCAGUAUGUUGUUCUUAAACUGUGCAAUGGUUUGUGUUGAGUUGUACACUUGUCUAGAGAAAAGUUGUACUCUUUGAUGCUGAAAUGUGCUUCGUUUUAGUUCAAAUAAAAUUUAAAAUUUAAAACUA
Molecule: messenger RNA, 4176 nt
Organism: Pungitius pungitius (ninespine stickleback)
Lineage: Eukaryota; Metazoa; Chordata; Actinopteri; Perciformes; Gasterosteidae
Gene: cds2
Product: CDP-diacylglycerol synthase (phosphatidate cytidylyltransferase) 2
Exons: 13
Coding region: 118-1482 (454 amino acids)
Cellular component (GO): endoplasmic reticulum membrane
Molecular function (GO): phosphatidate cytidylyltransferase activity
Source: RefSeq, a predicted model, not a curated record